UUACAACUAAUGACCUCUUUCACCGAUAGAAAAUCAAUCUAAUUUCGUCCCGACUGGUCGACACCGCGCGAAGAAAUUUAACUCACGCGUUGUUUUUCUACGACGUAGUCGUUAUUGUUUGUCCGAAUCGGAAGAAUCGUGUAAUUUGUGUGUCAAUACGAACAAGGAACCGACGUCUGGAGCAACGAUGGACGCAGCUGCUCGACGCGAUCGAAUAACAUUCCAAGACAAGGCCGUGUACGGAUACGGGACGAGCAUACCACCGAACAACAACGAACCCGAGGAGAAUGACGCGACGUCGCCGAGGCAAGUGAUUUUCUGCGUUCACGGGAAACUAUCUGGCUGCUGCACGGUAGUGAAGACCGGUUCGAUCGACGAAACCGCGGCCACUGAUUACCGAGAAAAUGCUCCCACCGUACCAGAAGACCAUUGUCACAGAGAAAGAAACGACGCGAUCGAUAAAAAGGCAAGAAAGAAAUUACUGCUCGCUAGUGUGCUAUGCGUGAUUUUUAUGAUAGCAGAAAUCGUAGGUGGAAUAUUGUCGAACAGUUUGGCGAUCGCAACGGACGCAGCUCAUCUCUUAACCGAUUUCGCGUCGUUCAUGAUAUCGUUGUUCUCUAUAUGGGUCGCGAGUCGGCCAGCAACGAGAAAAAUGCCGUUCGGAUGGUACAGAGCGGAGGUGAUUGGAGCUUUGACCUCGGUAUUACUGAUAUGGGUAGUAACUGGAAUACUGUUUUACCUAGCAGUCGAGAGGAUCAUUCACAAAAAUUUCGAAUUGGACGCCACCGUAAUGCUGAUCUCGUCCGCCGUUGGCGUUGCGGUAAAUCUAGUGAUGGGUCUGUCGUUACACCAACACGGCCACGGUCACAGUCACGGACACGCGGCUACGGAAAAAUCAAGUCAAAUUGAAAAUGCAGGGAUAAUCGACAUGGAAGACUUCGAUCACGAUAGGAAAAACAUCAACGUACGUGCCGCUUUCAUUCACGUUCUGGGAGACUUCAUUCAGAGCAUAGGCGUCUUCGUGGCUGCGCUAGUCAUUUACUUCAAGCCGACUUGGAGCAUCGUAGACCCAAUUUGUACAUUUCUAUUUUCGCUGCUGGUCGUAUUAACCACGGUUGCCAUAAUCAAAGAUGUGAUGAACGUUCUAAUGGAAGGUAUUCCGAAGGGAUUCGAUUACUCGCAAGUGGAGAGCACCUUUAUGCAGAUUGAUGGUGUCGUGAAGGUGCAUAAUCUUCGUAUCUGGGCGCUGUCAUUGGAUAAGACUGCGUUGUCCGCCCACCUCGCGAUAAAACCAGGUACGAGCCCACAAGAUAUAUUGCGCACUGCGACGAGAAACAUCCACGACAAAUACAGAUUCUUCGAAAUGACGCUACAAAUAGAGGAAUUUAACGAACGAAUGGAGAACUGCAAACAGUGCAAAGCGUUGUCCUAAUAGUUGUCGCCACUCGGUGGGCUUUCUAUAUUGUUAGCCACACAGCCAACAAUCCAUACAAAACGCUACCAGGUCGUAGUGCCAAUCGUAUGUGCGCACACGCGCGCAAUUCCGACAAUAACAAGUGAUGUCUCUAUCUCCUUUCCAACGACCGACAAUCGAGAAAAAUGAAACCUUAUUCCUCUCGCAGACAACCAGCAAAACUAUUCACUCGAUCGUUUCCUUUCAUCUUGUAUCGCAACGAUUUUAACUUGGUCGGUUUUACAAGUCAUCGUGCAGUACUAUCGUUAUUUAUUUCAACAAAGGCUCUUGGUAAAGCCAUCGAGUAAGCAAUGCACGCUCAAGAAAUAGUUUUUACAAUUACUCGUUUCGACAGCGAGAAGGA
This is a messenger RNA of Dufourea novaeangliae, 1817 nucleotides long. Its product is annotated as zinc transporter 2-like. The transcript is spliced from 8 exons. The coding region runs from base 188 to 1432 and encodes 414 amino acids. NCBI's taxonomy places the organism in Eukaryota, Metazoa, Arthropoda, Insecta, Hymenoptera, Halictidae. The record is from RefSeq and is a predicted model, not a curated record. Gene Ontology annotation, cellular component: plasma membrane. Gene Ontology annotation, biological process: zinc ion transmembrane transport; response to zinc ion. Gene Ontology annotation, molecular function: zinc ion transmembrane transporter activity.